GGAAGUGAGUGCUGAGAGCCGAGAUUCAGUUUCUAAGCCAAAUAUUUUCCAUAUUUUAGGGCAAAGGAAGAGACUGGAAGUGGAGACUCUGAGGAGGUGUGUGAUUCAGUGGUGACUGUGACCGGGAGACCACGUGAGGCUGUGGGUUCGUGCAUGGUGGUAGGAAGAUAGCGUGCAAUCCUGUGCACAACUGUGUGACUGCGGGUGGCUGUAUAUGACUUGUAAGUGCAAGUGAGGCUGUGAUGGACAGUUGUAUGUCUUAGCACUGGGCGUGACUGAGGAUGACAAUGUAACAUCCAGAGCUCAUGGGAUGUGUGCCUUAGUGACACUUGGGGAACAUGUGUUGUUGGAGUGUGACUGUGGACUCUGUUGGUAAUUAUGUGAAGUGUGUGAGACGUUGUGUGAGCACGUUAAUGAGUGGAAUUGUGUAACAUUGUAUAUAUAAUUUUCAGACUGUCAUUAAAGGAUUGUAUGACAAUCACCUAUAACUGUUUGCGUUUAUGUCAUCAACAGCCUCCGCUCUGUGCCCCAACUUGUGCUGAGUGACACUGGGGACCCAGUGGUGACAGAUGCCUUCCCUGUCCUCAUGGGGGCACUCAGGCCGGUGGGGGGAGACAGUAUUUGUGAUGUGAUUUAAUGAUGGUGUGAACGUAUGCGUGGUGGACACAGUAUCAUGGGAACUGUAGGAAGCUGUGAUUGUGUUGCUGUGUGAGUGCAGGAGUACAUGCCCAGAGUGCGUGGCUGUGUGUCACUGUAUCACAGAUGACUGUCAACCUGUGGGGGAGAACCUUUGGCUCACGGGGUGUGACGCUGGACUGUGGGACUAUGAAUGAAUAUGAAGAACAGGUUCAGUGAGGCGCAGUAUAUAAGACUCUGUGCCUCUCGGCAGCUCAGUGUAUGGGAUCAUGUGUGACAUUGUGUGCAUGGCCUCACGUGUGGUGGCUGGAUGGGACAAGUGGGACAACGUGAGAGGCUGUGCGCGCUGGAAGAGGGGGUCCUCAGGAUGCUGACUCUGUGACUGUGCUCCCCCACGUGACCCUGAGUGGCUGUGAUACUCACAGAUGACUGGCCCCCUGUGCCAGGUCUCUGCCCCAGCUCCCUGCUCCUGUUCCUCGGCCCGCCCUGGCCCCGCCCCCUACCCCUACCCCAGGAUGUCACCUCCCGCGGAGCCCAGGCGAGGCCGUGGAGGCGACAGCGUCAGAAGCAAGUGAUUGAGAGGAGAGCUGGGAACAGGUGAGGGCUCCCCCAUCUCAGCCACUCCCCUGCCCUGUGUCCCCUCACAUCUCCGGAGCCCUCUUGCUCUGUGCCUUUGUCUCAGCUUCUUUGUGCCCACGGUCUAUGUCCUUCUAUCUAUCUCUCAGUAUCUCUGUCGCCACGUCGCAAAUCCCUGUUUAGCCGCUAGUUCUGUAUCUCCGUCUCUGUCCCCCAUUCUCUGUGUCUCUCCAUGUCUCUACCUCCUCUCUGUCUCCGAGCCCACAUUUUUGUCUCUGUCUUCCUCUCCCUUUUGGUCUCUAGUCUCUUGCCGUGUCUCAUUCUGUCUCUGUGUCUUUCCGUUUCUAUGUUUGUCUCAAGCAUUUUUGACUCGUGUGUUUCUGGAACUCCAACCGACAUCCUCCUGUUUUCUCCUUUCCCUGCAUGGUGCCAGAUGUGGUGUGUUGGGGAGUAGACUGAUUUCCAAGCAUCUGGGCCCCUCACCUUUCUAGUCCCUAAGGAGAGCCAUUGUCCCAUUAACUCUGGGUUUUAUCCGCAGCCGGAAAUGUUUGAUAAGGUCGGGUUCCUAUCCGUGACUUGAAAACCCUUUGAGCUGGGAGAGUGGGAAGUCCAAGAGUCACUUCGAGCUACAUGCCCUCCUCUCCAAGGUGGUCCCCAGGUUCCCUCGAGUCUCUAGGUCUAGACUGCGGGUGACCCUGGAGCUUCCCGUCCAGCGCAACUCUAAGGCAACCGCACCCUCUGCAAACACUCCCCUUCCAUCACCGCUGCCCCAGCAACAGCCGGGGGCGGGCCGGGGAAUCAGGUGUUGGAGAUCGGUCUCCGCCCACUCCUCAAGACUCACCCCCUCCCCACCUGGCCCCAAAUCAUCCCUCGUAGUUGUGGGGGGCGCUGUCUCCGGGGUACGUGAUUCCCUGAGCAGGGGGCGCUGGGGCUGGGAGAGGAGGCAGAGGCUCCUGAUUCUUCCUCGGACCCCCAGACCCGGCUGCCCUUGCGUGACCGGACCCUUCGUUCCCCAUGCCCUGCUGCCCACACGAUGCCCACCUGUCCACCCUGGUGGCUGCUGCUUCUGCUCUCGCUGUGGGAGCCGCUGCUCCGGAGCGCAGAGGCAGGCUCUGAGGGGCAGACAGCGGGAGAGCUGUACCAGCGCUGGGAGCGGUACCGCAGGGAGUGCCAGGAGACACUGGAGGCCUCGGAGCCCCCAGCAGGCCUCGCCUGUAACGGGUCCUUCGAUAUGUACGUCUGCUGGGACUACACUGCACCCAACGCCACUGCCCGUGCGUCCUGCCCUUGGUAUCUGCCCUGGCACGGCCACGUGGCUAAAGGCUUUGUCCUCCGCCAAUGUGGCAGUGAUGGCCAAUGGGGACCUUGGAGAGACCAUUCUCAGUGUGAAAACCCAGAGAAAAAUGCGGUUUUUCAGGACCAAAGGCUGACCUUGGAACGGCUGCAGGUUGUGUACACCGUGGGCUACUCCCUGUCUCUUGCCACACUGCUGUUCGCCUUGCUCAUCUUGAGUACCUUCAGGCGGCUGCGCUGCACUCGCAACUACAUCCACAUCAACCUGUUCACGUCCUUCAUGCUGCGGGCAGCUGCCAUCCUCACCCGGGACCGUCUGCUUCCUCCCCCUGGCCCCUACCCUGGGGAUCAGGUCCUUACCCUGUGGAACCAGGCCCUAGCUGCCUGUCGCACGGCCCAGAUCGUGACCCAGUACUGCGUGGGCGCCAACUACACGUGGCUGCUGGUGGAAGGCAUCUACCUGCACAGUCUCCUCGUGCUUGUGGGAGGCUCCGAGGAGGGUCACUUCCGCUGCUACAUGCUCCUCGGCUGGGGGGCCCCCACGCUUUUCGUCAUUCCUUGGGUGAUCGUCAGGUACCUGUUCGAGAACACGCAGUGCUGGGAGCGGAAUGAUAUCAAAGCCAUUUGGUGGAUCAUACGAACCCCUAUUCUCCUAACAAUUUUGAUUAAUUUUCUCAUCUUUGUCCGCAUCCUUGGCAUCCUCGUGUCAAAGCUGAGGACGCGACAGAUGCGCUGCCCGGACUACCGACUGAGGCUGGCUCGCUCCACGCUGACGCUGGUGCCCCUGCUGGGCGUCCACGAGGUGCCUAAGCGAGGUGCAGGAGCUACGCCCUUUGAGUUCAGGCCCUCCUACUCAGAGAGGAUCGAGGGUUCGAGUCAUCCUCUGGUGCAGCCCAGAAUGGGCUGCGAAGAUGGGAUUUUUUUCAUUCAUUCUACACUUCCGUCCUGACUGGGGAAGCAGGGAGAAGGCAGGAGACCCGGAAGCCCCAGCAGUACUGCCUCCUGGUUAAGAUCGAGGGCUUUGAGAUCAGCCAGGGCUGGGACCAAAUCUGGGUCCUCACUUCCCAGCUCUGUGACCUUCACCUCAGGGCCAGGGAAAAGGCGAAGCAUAUGAAGUGCCUAACAUGCCAAAUGGACAGAGAUGUCCACUGAUAUUUAAGGUCAACCCUGCCCGUGCUUGUCCUAUCCUAGUCUCCAUCCUGCUUUACCUUGUUGGGCCUCAGUUUUCCCAUCUCUAAAGUGGGGACAAUACUAGUUUCACUUUAUUUAUCAAUUCAGCAAAAAUUUAUUGAACACUUACUAUAUACCAAGCACUUUUCCAGGCUUUCUAUGGGGAUAUGGCCAACCCAAUGGUCCUUAUCCUUUAGUGGGAGAGACAGAUGCUAUAUAAGUAAAAUACACAGAAUGUCAGAUGGUGAAAUGUGCCUAAAGGAGGGAGGGAUGAGAAGGCAAGAAAAUAGAGAUGACAAAGAAGAAUGGGAUUACGGACAGGGGUCAGGGAAGGCCUUGCCGAAAAGACACUAGAGCAGACACCCAAAGAAGAUGAGGGAAUGCACCAGGAAGGUAUUUGGGGGAAAUGUUCCAGGAAGAGAAAUGCCAAGUGCAAGAUCCCUGAGGUGAGAGAGAGUACUGAUCAUGAUGGCACUCUCAUGGCCAGCAUGCCUGAAGCAGGGGGUGGGUGGAUAGGACAGAGGUGAGGUACCCAGGUAGAUCCUUGGGCCUAGAGAGGACCCUUUGCUUUUCCUCUGAGUCAGUUGGGAGCCACGGGAGCACAGGAAUGUGAUCAGAGUUGGAUUUUAAUGGGAUUGUGGAAAGUGAUAAUAAGUAAUAUCUUAC
This is a messenger RNA of Bubalus bubalis (water buffalo), 4341 nucleotides long. RefSeq names its product gastric inhibitory polypeptide receptor (gene GIPR). NCBI's taxonomy places the organism in Eukaryota, Metazoa, Chordata, Mammalia, Artiodactyla, Bovidae. The transcript is spliced from 12 exons. Gene Ontology annotation, molecular function: G protein-coupled peptide receptor activity; peptide hormone binding; gastric inhibitory peptide receptor activity. Gene Ontology annotation, cellular component: plasma membrane. Gene Ontology annotation, biological process: cell surface receptor signaling pathway; adenylate cyclase-modulating G protein-coupled receptor signaling pathway. The record is from RefSeq and is a predicted model, not a curated record. Bases 2246 to 3454 code for a protein of 402 amino acids.